This is a messenger RNA of Adineta ricciae, 1908 nucleotides long. The record is from the annotation of a GenBank genome assembly. Lineage: Eukaryota; Metazoa; Rotifera; Eurotatoria; Adinetida; Adinetidae.
AUGACCGUCACCAGACUAGAAGAUUUACCUAGUGAACUUUGGCUCGAGCUUUUCUCUUAUUUCACUUGGUUCCAGUUGAACUCAACAUGGGUUGAGUGGCGACUCAACAAUCGUAUUCACAAAUUAGCUCUUCUCGCACAAUCUCGUGUUGCUUUUGAAAUAACACCAAUGUUAUUAAGAACAUGGGAUCAAUGUUUAAGUUAUUUCGAACAUCAACAUUCGACGAUGGCACAUCGUAUAACUUCCCUUGUGCUCGAUGAACCAAUUCUGUCACGUGAAAUAAUUCGACGGUGGAUGGAAAACGAUUCUUCAUUUUUUCCACGCAUUCGUCGAUGCACAGUUUUUGUCGAACUCAUUGGUCACAAUAUGUUAUCUAAUCUCAUUCGAUUAAUUCAUCAAAACAAAUCAACUCUUCAUAGUCUUGUGAUGUAUUUCAAUCGGCUAGAUGACUAUGAAUACACAUUAAGAGAAAUCAUCUCGCAUGACGUCUCUGUACACACAAUGAAGUUGAUGUUUGUGGAAGAUGGUCGACACUAUUGUGAAAAUCGUUUAUCUUCUAAUACAUUCUUUGAUAUUCCUUCUCAUUUGGUCGCCUUUCUUCAUACUGUGUCUUUCCGACUUUCAUUGCGACGAAUAGCCGAUUUAUUGAUUCUCAUACAACACUGUAGUUUACCACGCGUCCAAUAUCUUCAUGUUACAGUCGAAAAGUCAUUUCGCAAGUGGAACGAAAGGACUCGUCAAUAUGAGGAACUACCUUGUUAUAAACUUUGUUCGAAUGACUUUCAUUCUAGUUUAUUUGAUUUACCAGAUUUACGCACUUUUCAUUUGCAACAAGUUUCUAUGAGUGACAUUAUCGUUUUAAUUCAACAUCUUGCAUCAAUAGUUCGACUAGAGUCACUUACCGUGGUCAAUUCCAAUGUCAAAGAUCGAGACGAGUUGAACAUAUUCAAAACCAGCAUGAAAACUCGCCUGUAUUGUCUACGUAAACUUAAAUUUAUUCUUAAUCUACCUGAUGAUACAGUAUUCGAGGAUGAUGAUCUCUAUUGGUUCAAUCUGGGCCAUCGUGGUAUUCAAUAUGAAAUUGAUAAGAAUGAGACAGAAUCAAAAAUUGUUCUUUACACACUUCCAUACUCACUCAACUGUCAACGGCAAGUGCGCAACAAUGCAUUUAUACAACAUUCACAAAUUGAACGUAAGAUCGACUACAUUCAGUGGGUAGUCGAUGAUGAUCCGUUAUCAAUCGAAAAUAGUCUUGUCUAUUUGCAAAAUACUCACUUUCUUAAAUGGUUUUAUGUCAUUCAAAAAAGUAUUCCAAGUCCCCGUUCAUGGUGUCUAAUAUUUCCUUUUCUACGUUAUGUUGAGCUGAACUUCGAAGAAAAUCCUUACACGUCUGGCAUAAUAUAUGACGGAACUCGAUCCACGCCGAUUUCUCAUCGUUCCAUUCUUCUGGAACAAAUUCGUAUAAAUGCGCCGUCUCUUCAAUGCCUGACACUUUCAUGGGAUGAUAUUCUACUUCUAGAAUCGGGCUUACCUUGGUCCUCUUUAGAUCAGUUAAAUAUCCGUCUAAGUGUUAGGAGACAGGAUGUGCCAGAUGAAUCGCUCUUAGGACGUGUAGUUACAGGCAAAGCUUUUCCUCAAUUGCGAUAUCUUUCAUUUGGUCGACGUCGCUUCAGACUCGCACCUCCAGAAGUGAUGGCUCAACGAGUUUUAUCGUGGUUCGAUAUUCUCAUAUCGUCAUUAUCAACGCUUUCCAUCUUUCAUGUUAACAAACGCUGUUGCUAUUAUCGAUCUAAACCAAAAUCAGCUAUUGGCACACUUAUGACACUUAUCAGACAACAUGUUCAUUUAAAUAAUCCAUCGGCUCAUGUAAUCAUUCAUUCAAAUGAAGAAAUUAUUAUUUGGCUUUGA